AUGAUUGAUACAAUUCAUAAAAGACUUUUAGAUGAAACAAGUGAAAAAACACAGACAAAAAAACUCAAAUCUGAUAAUGACCUUAAACCUAUUUCUAAUGGUCUUACACGAGAAGAAAUUAUACAGAAAGGAAGAGCAAGUAUUUUAGAAAAAAUUAAUAAAAUGAAAAAAGCUCAAUGUAAGAAAAUACAUUCUGAUAAUCAAUCAUCUGAAAUUACAGCACAUACCAUAAAAUCAGACAUCCAAAGAAGAAUUAGAGAACACGAUUUAAUCAAUAAAUCUACAAUGAAACUACGUAUGCAGAUUAACGAAAUGGACGAUGACAAUGAAUUUCAAGGAAAGGGUGGUCUUUCUGUUGGAGUUCAUCCAUCUUUAUUAACAGAUACAUCUAAAACUGGAAGUGAUAAAAGGAAUAAAAUUCGCCCUAAAUUUGCUACAACAAUGGCAAAUCUCCGAUCAGCACCACCUCAACCACGACCUAAAAAACAAAUGGAAAUUUUGCGAAAUCCACCAGACGAUUUUAUGAAUAAAUAUAUGAAUAUUUAUUAUGAUCCUAGAAUGAAAACAAAAACUAAUUACAAUAUCCAUCGUUUUAGAAAUCAAAAAGCUCUUGUUUUUAAUGAACCUGGAAAAUACAUAGAACAAGCAAAUGCCCUUAAAGCUCAAGCUAGAUUAGAAGAAUUGAAAAAAAGAAUUGCAGAUAAUGCAAAAAAAGUUGGACUAGAAGAAGAACUAGAUAUUGAUAAAGCUCUUUAUAAAGAACCUCCGCCAGAUAUUGAAUGGUGGGAUGAAGGACUUGUAACAAACAAAUCAUACAACGAUCUUGAUAUUGGUCUUGCAAAAAUCGAUACCCCAGAUUCAAUUAUUUCUUUCUAUAUUCAACAUCCUAUACCAAUACCUCCUCCAUUCGAAAAAAAUCAGCCACCUCCAAAAGCACUCAUGUUAACAGAAAGAGAACGGCAAAAACUAAGACGGCAAAGAAGAGCGGAAGAUCUAAGAAUAAAACAAGAUAAACAAAGGUUAGGAUUAGAAGAACCAGAACCACCUAAAGUGAAACUAUCAAAUCUUAUGAAGGUAUUAACUAGCGAAGCUAUUAAAGAUCCAACAAGAAUUGAAGCAAUGGUACGACGUCAAGUUGCAGAAAGAAAAGAAAAACAUGAAAAAGAAAAUAGCAUCAGAAAGCUAACGCCUAAUCAAAAGCGCCAAAAACUAGAAAUGAAAAAAGCAGAGAAUGCAUCACGUGGAAUAUACUGUAAUGUUUUUAGAAUUGAAUAUUUGUCUCAUGGGCAACAUAGAUUUAAAAUCAACAAAAAUGCGGAACAACAUAGCCUUACAGGAGUAACAAUAUUACAUCCAAAAUUUAAUUUAGUUAUAGUUGAAGGUGGCUCGAAAGGUAUUAAACGUUUUAAAGAUUUAAUGCUUCGUCGUAUUGAUUGGACUAAUGAACCAAAUUUACCCACUAUAGUAUAUAAUAAUCAACUAAUUAAACAAGAUGAACAAACACCAGUAAAUUAUUCUAAAAAUAAAUGUGAACUAGUAUGGGAAGGAGAAUUACGUAAUAGAAACUUCCGAACUUGGAAAUUUAGAAACUGUUCUGAUGACAAAACAGUAAAAGAUAUCUUAGAAAAAGGAAAAGCCUACGAAUUUUGGAAUAUGGCUAAAUCUAUUAAAGAACAAGAUGAUUUUGCAUCAUAA
Messenger RNA from Pneumocystis jirovecii RU7, 1695 nucleotides. RefSeq lists its product as uncharacterized. The transcript is spliced from 7 exons. Gene Ontology annotation, biological process: mRNA splicing, via spliceosome. NCBI's taxonomy places the organism in Eukaryota, Fungi, Ascomycota, Pneumocystomycetes, Pneumocystales, Pneumocystaceae. Gene Ontology annotation, cellular component: U4/U6 x U5 tri-snRNP complex. The record is from RefSeq and is a predicted model, not a curated record. The coding region runs from base 1 to 1695 and encodes 564 amino acids.